AUGCUUCUCACAGAAGUAAUCACCACUGAACCAUGCCAGUUUAAAGCGAGGACCAAAGAAAGAGGGUCAGCUUGGACAGAAAUUGCGGAGCGUUUAGCUAGUUGUGGAUUAAAGGUGACAAAAAGAUCAGUACGAGAAAAAUUUGACAAAUUGAUGAAAGAUUUCCUAAAGAAGGAAAGCGAAGAGAAAAAACAAAGUGGAGUAUAAGGUCUAGAUCAGACCAGAUCAGAUUAGAUCAGUCCUUAAAGGACAUAAAGGAAAGAACGGCAGAAUUUGAAGAACUGAGAGAAGGCGAGGAACAAAAGCAGAAAAAAGAGAAAGCUGCCGCGGAAGAAAUGAUAAGGCAAGCGACUGAAAAGUUGUCUGAGACCAAAAAGAGAAAAGCCAGCUUAGAAUACCCCAAUGUAGACGACAAAAGUCCACUAGGUAAAAGAAAGAAGAGCACAAGCAUGGUUGAUGUUGUCAAGGAGAUCGUCGAGUUAAAAAACUGGCAACAAGAACGUUAUGAAAGAAUAAAUAAGAGGGAGUUGGAUCUCAGAGCUUCAGAGAUGCAACAACAACAAUUGUUCGAACAAAGUCUUUUGCAGCAACAGCACCAAUUCCUACAACAACAACAGGCAUUGAACGUGUCUAUGAUGUCUGCUCUUACCGAGUUACUAAAGGUAAGAGGUAAAGGUUAUUAA
Molecule: messenger RNA, 683 nt
Organism: Pocillopora meandrina
Lineage: Eukaryota; Metazoa; Cnidaria; Anthozoa; Scleractinia; Pocilloporidae
Source: the annotation of a GenBank genome assembly